GUUUCAGUUCAGCUCGCCGGCGGGUCGGUCGUUUCUAUAUUAUUCCGGAGACCUUCUCGGACCUUUCAUCAGUUAAUAGCUACGUAUAGCGAGAAAGUCGGAGCACAAAAUGAAACUGUUUGUGAUAGCCUUUCUGGCUAUGCUGGCGUUGUCAAACGCCUUGGUCAAGGAGGAGAUCCAGGCCAAGGAAUAUCUGGAUAACCUUAACAAGGAACUGGCCAAGCGUACCAAUGUAGAAACAGAGGCAGCCUGGGCCUACGCCUCCAACAUCAACGAUGAGAACGAGAAAAAAAAGAACGAGAUCUCCGCUGAGCUGGCCAAGUUUAUGAAGGAGGUGGCCAGCGAUGUCCAGAAGUUCCAGUGGCGCAGCUUCCAGUCGGAGGACAUCAAGAGACAGUUCAAGUCCCUUAACAAGCUCGGCUACGCCGCCCUGCCCGAGGCCGAUUAUGCCGAAUUCCUGGAGACUGUCUCCUCCAUGGAGUCCAACUUUGCCAAGGUUAAGGUCUGUGACUACAAGGACGCCACCAAGUGCGACCUGGCUCUGGAGCCGGAGAUCGAGGAGGUGAUCAGCAAGAGUCGCGACCACGAGGAGCUCAAGUACUACUGGAGAGAGUUCUACGACAAGGCCGGCACAGCCGUCCGGUCCCAGUUCGAGCGAUAUGUGGAGCUUAACACCAAGGCGGCUCAUCUCAACAACUUUACCUCUGGCGCAGAGUCCUGGUUGGAUGAGUACGAAGACGAAACAUUUGAAAAGCAGCUGGAGGACAUCUUUGCCGAAAUCCGUCCUCUGUACGAGCAGAUCCAUGGCUAUGUGCGUUCCCGCCUGCGUAAGUACUACGGCGAUGAGGUGGUAUCCGAAACUGGACCGAUCCCCAUGCACCUUUUGGGCAACAUGUGGGCCCAGCAGUGGUCCGAAAUCGCGGACAUUGUGUCGCCUUUCCCCGACAAGCCACUGGUUGAUGUCAGUGAAGAGAUGGAAAAGCAGGGAUACACUCCACUGAAGAUGUUUCAAAUGGGCGAUGACUUCUUUACCUCCAUGAACCUCACAAAAAUGCCGCAGGCCUUCUGGGACAAGUCCAUCAUUGAGAAGCCCACUGACGGACGAGAUCUCAUUUGCCAUGCCAGUGCCUGGGACUUUUAUCUCACUGACGACGUGCGCAUCAAGCAGUGCACCCGCGUCACCCAGGAUCAGCUCUUCACCGUCCACCACGAGAUGGGCCACAUUCAGUAUUUCCUGCAGUAUCAGCACCAGCCGUUCGUCUAUCGCACCGGUGCCAAUCCGGGUUUCCAUGAGGCCGUCGGCGAUGUACUUUCCCUUUCGGUCUCAACGCCCAAGCAUCUGGAGAAGAUUGGCCUCCUGAAGAACUAUGUGAGCGACGAGGAAGCCCGCAUCAACCAGUUGUUCCUCACUGCCCUGGACAAGAUUGUGUUCUUGCCCUUCGCCUUCACCAUGGACAAGUACCGCUGGUCGUUAUUCCGCGGAGAAGUGGACAAGGCCAACUGGAACUGUGCGUUCUGGAAGCUGCGGGAGGAGUACUCCGGCAUCGAACCACCAGUAGUGCGCACCGAGAAGGACUUUGAUGCCCCUGCCAAAUAUCACGUAUCCGCAGAUGUCGAGUAUCUGAGAUACCUAGUUUCCUUCAUCAUUCAGUUUCAGUUCUACAAAUCAGCCUGUAUUAAGGCUGGCCAGUACGAUGUGAACAACCCUGAACUGCCCCUGGACAAUUGCGAUAUCUACGGCAGUGCUGCAGCUGGCGCAGCUUUCCACAAUAUGCUUUCCUUGGGAGCUUCUAAGCCUUGGCCUGAUGCACUGGAGGCCUUCAACGGAGAACGCACCAUGUCUGGCAAGGCUAUUGCCGAAUACUUUGAGCCCCUUAGAGUGUGGCUGGAGGCGGAUAACAUCAAGAACAAUGUCCACAUUGGCUGGACUGCUUCAGACAAAUGUGUUGCUUCUUAACUGGCAUUGCUUUUUAGUUUUAUUGAGUUCAUUGCCUAAUAAAGUUUUACAAUGUCUUACUAGUUUAAA
This is a messenger RNA of Drosophila bipectinata, 2026 nucleotides long. It is a transcript of the gene Ance, whose product is annotated as Angiotensin converting enzyme. NCBI's taxonomy places the organism in Eukaryota, Metazoa, Arthropoda, Insecta, Diptera, Drosophilidae. Gene Ontology annotation, cellular component: plasma membrane. The record is from RefSeq and is a predicted model, not a curated record. Gene Ontology annotation, molecular function: peptidyl-dipeptidase activity; metallopeptidase activity. Gene Ontology annotation, biological process: proteolysis.